AUGGACAAUGAUGAUGAAACAGAAAAUGUUUCGGAGCAUCAAAGAAACACAUCGAUUCCGAUCAUCAAGCUACCUGCUGGUCUCCUAAAAAGGGUCCGAGAACCAUGGAAGAAAUGUCUCAUUGUAAGACUCUUGGGAAAGAAUAUUGGAUAUAAUUUGUUUGUAAACAGGAUGCGGAAACUGUGGAACCUUCAAGCAGGUUUUGAAACUUUAGAUAUUGGCAAUGGCUUCUUCAUUGUGAAAUUCGAAGUGAUGGAAGAUUAUGCUAAAGUAUUCACUGGGGGCCCAUGGAUAGUGAUGGAUCGGUAUGUGACGGUUCGAAAAUGGCAACCGGAUUUUAAAUCUGAUGAGGCGGAAGAGGACACCACCGCCAUUUGGGUGAGGUUCCCAAAUCUGCCUAUUGAGUAUUAUGAUGAAAAAGUACUCUAUCACAUUGCGAAGGUGCUUGGGAAGCCUUUAAAGGUAGAUAUUAAUACUGCCAUGGCAGCACGGGGAAAGUAUGCAAGGGUGUGUAUUGAGAUGGAUCUACGCAAACCGCUUGUAUCACAUAUUACCAUUGGACGAUAUAAUUACGUUGUGGAGUACGAACAUCUACAUCUUCUAUGUUUUUCUUGUGGCCGUGUUGGUCAUCGGAAAGAAAAAUGCCCUGAAUUUUCAGUGAUCCAAUCGGAGAAGAUGACUAAAAAAAUGACCGUUAAUCAAAUGGAUGCAGCAUCUGGGCUAAAGGAAACACAGCCCAAUGGGCAUACAGAUCAUGAGUUAUCAACAGAUAAAGAAACUCAUGGUUAUGGGCCGUGGACCAUAGCAACCACUCGAAGAAAAUACCUUCAUGGAAAGCAUAAAUAG
This is a messenger RNA of Camellia sinensis, 846 nucleotides long. RefSeq lists its product as uncharacterized. The record is from RefSeq and is a predicted model, not a curated record. Gene Ontology annotation, molecular function: zinc ion binding; nucleic acid binding. Lineage: Eukaryota; Viridiplantae; Streptophyta; Magnoliopsida; Ericales; Theaceae.